CGGGAGCGGGGCCGGGGCUGAGGGAGGCUGUGGCACUGGCAGCCGUCCCGGGCCGGGGUCUCCGUGCAGGAGCCUUCCCGAGGGUGAGGUGACCGCGUGUUUCUGUCAGGGCUGCAGCAGGCGGCAUGAGCAAGGGCAAGGACGAUGCUCCGCACGAGCUCGAGAGCCAGUUCGUGCUGCGGCUGCCGCCGUUGUUGUCUAGCAUGUGGAUGGCAGGUAUUUAAAGCUGGGAAGGUUGGGCAGAAGCCUUUGGUAAUUCUUGGAGGAAGCAUAUCCAGUCCUGAAGAAUUCCCUCCUCAGGAAUAUGCCUCAACUGUGCGGCGAGCAGUCCAGUCUGGGAAUGUCAACCUGAAGGACAGGCUCACCAUUGAGCUGCAUGCGGACGGGCGCCAUGGGAUUGUCCGUGUGGACCGGGUGCCACUGGCAGCCAAGCUGGUGGAUCUGCCCUGCAUCAUCGAGAGCUUAAAAACCAUUGACAAGAAAACCUUCUACAAGACAGCGGAUAUUUGCCAGAUGCUUGUUUGCACUGUGGAUGGUGAUCUCUACCCGCCUUUGGAAGAGCAAACUGUGACCACUGACCCCAAGGCAAACAAGAAGAAGGACAAGGACAGGGAGAAGAAAUUCAUAUGGAACCAUGGCAUCACUCUUCCCCUGAAAAAUGUACGGAAGCGGCGAUUCCGGAAGACAGCUAAGAAGAAGUAUAUCGAGUCUCCUGAUGUGGAAAAAGAAGUGAAGCGUCUCCUGAGCACUGAUGCUGAGGCUGUCAGUGUCCGCUGGGAAGUCAUUGCUGAAGAUGAAACAAAAGAAGUGGACAACCAUGGUUCACUCACUAGCCUGGACAUCUCCUCCCCGGGGAUGUCAGGGCAUAAGCAAGGCCAUGGCUCCUCAGAACAUGAUGAACUGCGGGAGAUAUUUAAUGAUAUCAGCAGCAGCAGUGAGGAUGAAGAUGAGAGGGAUCAUCAUGAUGAUGAGGACCUGAACAUCAUGGACACCGAGGAAGACUUGGAGAGACAACUGCAGGACAAGCUGAAUGAGUCUGAUGGGCAGCAGCAGGAGAAUGAGGGGUCCAACCAGAUCGCCAUGGGCAUCCAGAAGCAGAUUGACAACCUGAAAAGUAAACUCCAGGAAACUCAAGACAGGAGGAAGCGCCAGGAAGAUCUCAUCAUGAAAGUGGAGAACCUUGCCCUCAAGACCCGUCUCCAGGCGGUGCUGGAUGAGUUCAAGCAGCAGGAAGAGCGGGAGAAGCAGCAGAUGGCAUCCCUGCAGGAGCAGCUGGAGUCCCUCAUGGAGAAGUGAGGAGUGGGCCUGGGUCUUCAUGAGUAGAGCUGGAAGUGGUGGUCAGCCGCCAUGCUGAAGUAUUUGAUUUUUUGGUGCUUUAGUUGCACACUUCUGCUGCCACAUGUGCUGCUGGGCAGUGGUAGAGGGUCCAUGUCCAAAGCUGAUUUCACAGCUGGGUUUGGCUGGUGGAGCUGAAGAAUUGGACUAUGCCUGUGAGAGCAGCCAAAACAACAGAUUUACUGUAAAUAGCCAGCACUGGCCUCCCUGGGACAGCAUGGUGCUGGUUUCUGCAUCUUACUGACUCUUGAGCUUGAUGGGCUGUGGCCUGGUGUUUGAGGAAUGCUUAUAUCUGCAAACCAAACUCAAUAAAGUUUCCUUUUCAA
Molecule: messenger RNA, 1661 nt
Organism: Poecile atricapillus (Black-capped chickadee)
Lineage: Eukaryota; Metazoa; Chordata; Aves; Passeriformes; Paridae
Gene: TAF7L
Product: TATA-box binding protein associated factor 7 like
Exons: 11
Coding region: 145-1296 (383 amino acids)
Biological process (GO): RNA polymerase II preinitiation complex assembly; transcription initiation at RNA polymerase II promoter
Cellular component (GO): transcription factor TFIID complex
Molecular function (GO): RNA polymerase II general transcription initiation factor activity
Source: RefSeq, a predicted model, not a curated record